UGGAGUUCAAACGAAGCGAGCAGGAGGAGGAGGAGGCAGUAGAGAGGAAACGAAGUCCCAAUCCCACGGUGCCCUCUCUCUCCACGCCCACCACCACCACCACCGCGCCCUCGCUCGCUGCUGCUGCUGCCGCCGGGGAGCGCGCGCCCCCGACGCGGGGGGAACCCUAGGCGGCGGGAGGGCGUCGAUCCCGAGAUCCCCGGGUGGGGAGGUGGGUGCGGGCCCUCCUCCGCUGAGCUCGCCGGCGGGCGGCGGGCGGGUGGGGCCCCCCAUGCCUUUGGCGCCCCGAUCGGAGCCGAUCGGUGGCCGCGUGAGGCGUCAGAGCAGCUCGCCCGGCGAGGGGGGCGCAGGAGAGGCGGAGGCGGCGGCGGCGGCGGAGGAGAAGGGGGAGGAGGAGGAGGGGAAGGAUGGCGCUCUUCCGCAAAUUCUUCCUGAAGAAGACGCCGGAUCGGCUGCUCGAGAUCUCCGAGCGCGUCUAUGUGUUCGACUGCUGCUUCUCAACUGAUUCCAUGGGUGAGGAUGAGUACAGGGAUUACUUGAGCGGCAUUGUUGCGCAGCUGCAGGACUACUUUCCGGAUGCAUCUUUCAUGGUGUCCAAUUUCUGGUCUGGGGACAAGAGGAGCCGGAUUUCAGAUAUCCUGUCUGAGUAUGACAUGACUGUCAUGGACUACCCGCAGCAGUAUGAAGGAUGCCCACUGCUUCAGCUUGAGAUGAUCCAUCAUUUCUUGAAAUCCUGUGAAAAUUGGUUAUCAGUGGAAGGGCAGCACAACAUGCUUUUGAUGCACUGUGAAAGAGGGGGGUGGCCCGUGCUUGCAUUCAUGUUGGCUGGACUGCUGCUAUAUAGGAAAACAUACACUGGCGAGCAGAAAACUCUAGAGAUGGUUUAUAAACAGGCCCGUAGGGACUUUAUACAACAAUUCUUUCCUUUGAAUCCUCAGUCUUCACAUAUGAGAUAUUUGCACUAUAUAACAAGACAAGGAAGUGGUCCAGAAAAGCCUCCUAUUAGCCGACCCCUCAUCUUGGAUUCAAUAGUUCUCCACGUUGUUCCGAGGUUUGAUGCCGAAGGGGGCUGUAGGCCAUAUUUGCGUGUACAUGGGCAAGAUUCAAGUUCUAGUAACAAGAGCGCCAAAGUACUUUAUGAGAUGCCAAAGACCAAGAAACAUCUCCAGCGUUAUGGGCAGGCGGAAGUCCCAGUAAAAGUUGGUGCUUUUUGCCGUGUUCAAGGAGAUGUUGUUCUUGAGUGCAUUCAUAUUGGUGAUAACCUUGACCAUGAGGAGAUAAUGUUCAGGGUCAUGUUCAACACUGCGUUCAUUCAAUCCAACAUCCUUGGCCUGAAUCGUGACGAUAUUGAUGUGUCAUGGAAUUCUAAUAAUCAGUUCCCAAGGGACUUCCGAGCUGAGGUAGUCUUUUCAGACCCUGGUUCUUUCAAGCCUGCCGCUGCUACCGUGGAGGAGGUAGACGAUGAUGGAGAUGAGACUGAUGUUGCUUCAGUAGAUACAGGAGAGGAGUUUUAUGAAGCAGAGGAGGAUUGGCAUGAUGCUAGAAGAGAUCCAGAAACACAGUCGACUGAUGGCAGAACAUCAAUAGGUGAUGCAGAACUGGAUGGUGGAGUAUCAAGAGAAGACAGUGGAAGCCUAGAGAAGCACAGGGCUGAUGAGGAUGUGAAGAUAGUUAUCUCCCAGAAUUUAGGUUGCAUGAGUGAUAGACCAGUAAGUGCACCUGCAGAAAUUUUGGGAAACCCUGGAGGUUUGCAGCAGGCGUGUGAGAAUGAGGAGAUGCCCAAAUUAAGCAACAGAAGUGACCAGGACGACAAUGCUGUGCAGGACAUACAAGUGGUUGCUGCCUCUGUAGAUUCAGAGGGGCACAAAUUUGGAUCCAUCUGUCAGAAGGAGGACAUGAAAGGUGUAAUUGCACAAACUUUAGUCACCGCAAUAGAUCCAAGUUGCAGUGAUGAAGUUCAGUGCCAACCAGACGAAUCUGCAAAAAUAUUGAAAUACCCUAAUUUGGACUAUACUGGAUUCAGCUCUCCUAGAACUUUAUCCAGUGUGGAUGAGGAUACCCGCUUAGGAACUAUACCAAAUGUAGCACUGCAGAAUGCUGAUGUCAAGAUUAUUACCGAGAGUACAGUAAUCGUGGACAAUGAGCUGGUGAUCUAUGAAGAGAAAACUAUAGUUGAUAAUGGAAACCUAACGCAGGAAGUGAAAAAUGUUGUCAAUGAAGAGAGCACUACACCUAAAUUAGAUAGAUCUGUUAUCGAGAGUGUGGACUCACAAGAUAACAAAAAUCACAAGAUGGAGGUCGCUAAAGCUGCUGAUACAACUGAUAGCAAAAUGGAGCAAACUAAAUUGAAAUCUGGGCUUGAAGAUGCCAUAUCUCUAAAGAAAACCACUGUGCAGGGUAGCAUUGUUGUCCUACCAGCCACUGAAAUAGCAACAAAAAUCAAAACCAAGAGAGAAGAGUCUGGUGGCAGACGGGAUGUUGGCAUAUCUCUUCCUCAAAGUAAAAUAGAAGCUAGGGCUAAGAGCCCACGGAUAAGCAGUGACAGAAGGCAAAUACCUGAUAAAGUUGUGCCCUCAAAGAAGAUGCCAGUAGACCAUGCACCUGAGGCAGUUUUAUUGGAAGAAAAGCUAGGCAAUAGUGACCAAUCGCAAGAACAACCAAAGGCAGUCAAACCUAAGACAGUACGCAGAUGGAUUUCACCCAAUAAAGAAUCUGAAACUACCUCUGUGCAUAGGCCAUCUCAUCCUCCAUCUAGAUAUGAUAGUUCUCCAGCUGCACUAGCUAUCCAUUCCAUGCAUACAAAUAACAAAUUCAAUGUUGGCAAAGAUGCACCUCUUGUAUCAUCAGGUGCACAAGCUGUGCCAAAAAUUCAAGCUGCACCUCCACCUCCACCUCCACCACCUCCACCCUAUGCUUCUUCAAGUUCCUUAUCAAUGCACAUGGGAUCAGCUACAAAGCAGCAGCCACCGCCGCCGCCACCACCACCACCACUGCCGCCACCGCCACCUCCUCCAGCUUCAUCAGGCUUGUCAAGCAUUCCUCCUCCUCCCCCUCCACCUCCACUUAUGUCUUUUGGAGCACAAACACGAACUUUUGUCCCUCCUCCUCCACCCCCUCCUCCACCUCCUAGGUCAGGUGUUGGUGGGAAUACUCCACCUGCACCUCCUCCCCCGCCUCUAAGGUCAACUGUUCCUGCUAUUUCUCCACCUCCGCCACCACCUCCUCCACCACUGAAACCAAGUUCUGGUGCUCCAUGCCCACCCCCACCUCCACCGCCACCGCCACCUCCCCCUCCCUCAGCCCCAUCCUCUCGAGCAUUUUCAAGUGCUCCUCCACCGCCACCACCACCGCCCUUGUUACGAUCCGUUCCACCUCCUCCUCCACCACCGCCAAUCUCACACUCUAAUGCUCCACCACCACCUCCACUUCCAGCUGCACGCUUUAAUGCUCCGCCACCGCCCCCACCACCUCCAACAACACAUUUUAAUGCCCCUCCUCCACCGCCACCACCGCCUAUCACACGUUCAGGAGCACCACCUUCCCCACCUCCACCCCCUAGCCCUCCACCUCCACCACCACCUCCAGGUGCACGUCCAGGUCCUCCACCUCCUCCACCACCUCCAGGUGCUCGCCCAGGUCCUCCACCACCUCCACCCCCUCCAGGUGGUCGUCCAAGUGCUCCACCUCUUCCUCCUCCAGGUGGCCGUGCAAGUGCUCCACCUCCUCCACCCCCUCCAAGCACACGUCUUGGAGCUCCACCUCCCCCGCCACCACCUGGAGCUGGUGGGCGAGCACCUCCACCACCGCCUGCCCCUGGGGGAAGGCUCGGUGGUCCUCCCCCACCUCCACCUCCUGGUGGACGUGCACCACCUCCUCCUAGAGGACCAGGAGCACCACCACCUCCAGGAGGCAAUCCUAGUAGUUUAAUAGGUAGAGGGCGUGGGGUGGUACGUGCUUCAGGAUCAGGUUUUGGGGCUGCAGCUGCACGUAAAUCAACUUUAAAGCCAUUACAUUGGAUCAAGGUGACUAGAGCUUUGCAAGGAAGUCUAUGGGAAGAAUUACAGCGAAAUGAUGACUCACAGAGUGUUUCGGAGUUUGAUUUGUCAGAGCUGGAAAGCCUUUUUCCAGCAGCUGUUCCAAAACCGAAUGACAGCUCUAAAUCUGAUUCACGUAGAAAAUCGCUUGGUUCAAAGCCAGAAAAAGUUCACCUAAUUGAGUUGAGGAGGGCAAACAACACAGAGAUCAUGCUGACAAAAGUGAAGAUGCCACUGCCAGAUUUGGUGAGUGCGGCUUUGGCACUGGACCAAUCUACCUUGGAUGUUGAUCAAGUGGAGAAUCUCAUAAAGUUCUGUCCUACAAAAGAAGAAAUGGAACUUCUCAAGAAUUACACUGGAGAUAAGGAAAAUCUGGGUAAAUGCGAACAGUUCUUCCUAGAAUUGAUGAAAGUGCCACGAAUGGAGUCAAAACUGCGGGUGUUCUCCUUCAAGAUCCAGUUUGGUUCGCAAGUCGCAGAUCUUCGAAAAAGUUUGAACACCAUAGACUCUUCAUGUGAUGAGAUUCGAAGUUCUCUCAAGUUAAAAGAAAUCAUGAAGAAAAUUCUCCUCCUUGGGAAUACAUUGAACCAGGGUACUGCUAGAGGUGCUGCAGUUGGCUUCCGGUUGGACAGUCUUCUAAAACUAACAGAUACCCGAGCAACAAAUAAUAAAAUGACACUUAUGCACUACCUCUGCAAGGUACUUGCUGCAAAAUCAUCACAGCUUCUGGACUUCUACAUGGAUCUUGUUAGUUUAGAAGCUACAUCAAAGAUACAACUAAAAAUGCUGGCAGAAGAAAUGCAAGCGGUUAGUAAAGGGCUGGAAAAGGUUCAGCUCGAGUAUAAUGCUUCAGAAAGUGAUGGUCCAGUAUCAGAGAUUUUUCGUGAGAAACUGAAAGAAUUCACUGACAAUGCUGGAGCUGAUGUGCAAUCUUUGUCUUCAUUAUUUUCUGAAGUGGGAAAAAAGGCUGAUGCACUGAUUAAAUAUUUCGGCGAAGAUCCUGUACGCUGCCCUUUUGAGCAAGUUAUCUCCACCCUCUUAACAUUUGUAACAAUGUUUCGGAAAGCACAUGAAGAGAACCGCAAGCAAGCUGAGCUCGAUAAGAAAAGGGCUGAAAAAGAGGCAGAAGCAGAAAAGUCUAAAGCACAGUUGGCUAGUAAAAAUGACUCUAAACCAUCAAAUCCAAGCCGGCAAGUGAAACAAACGCCAGAUACUAAAACAAGAGCUGCAAGCAGACGAGGAAAAGAUGUAGGUUGAUCUCCACGACCAACUCUGUUGUUGCGCUUAUGAUCUGCAUGCUGGGCGAAUGCAUGACCUGCUCGAUGCACGGGGAGGGCAAGAAAAGUUGUGUAAAUGAUGCAGCCAUCAAUGGAAACAGCAUGGCUGCACCAUAGCAACUGUACAUGACGCCCUUUACGUUCGCACUAGCGAUGGCCGGUUUUUUUCUCUUCGGCCAGCAGGGCCGCCCAGUGGCAACUUCUGACUGCUGUAAAGAACUAACACUAACAGCAAAGCUAACAUCAUUCGUUUUUUCCUUUGUUUUUUAUGUUACUUGUCCAUUCUUUCUAACCCCAGUGGCCAAGUGCAGCCAAUGCUUCAGGAGUAGAGCCUCGUAGUAUCGUAGUAGGUAGGUAGAAAUUGUACAAAUAGGAACAGGGAAAGGGUAGGGAAACCAUGUGGGGCGGAGAAAUUGUAGCUGGGAUCUAUACGAGAUGUAAACAUGCGUGUGCUUCACGAAUAUUUUUUUUUGUAGUGAAUGUACCAAGGUUUUCAUAAUUAGUGAAUGCA
Messenger RNA from Oryza sativa Japonica Group (Japanese rice), 5822 nucleotides. The record is from RefSeq and is a predicted model, not a curated record. Lineage: Eukaryota; Viridiplantae; Streptophyta; Magnoliopsida; Poales; Poaceae.